Molecule: messenger RNA, 4536 nt
Organism: Durusdinium trenchii
Lineage: Eukaryota; Dinophyceae; Suessiales; Symbiodiniaceae
Source: the annotation of a GenBank genome assembly
AUGGGGGAAGAAGAAGAGAUCCAGGUGAACCAGCCAUCGGAUUUGUUAAUCCGCGCUGAGGCGGCGCUGAAACGAAUCGAGGAUGAGGCGGAGAGCAUGGAGGUUACUCAGGAUUCCCGAAGGGAACUGGUGGCCACUUUGCUAAAGGAAGCCAUCGACGCUGCGGAAGGAGGAGAGGAGGAGGAGCUCAAUAAGCUGGAGCUCGCCAUCGAAGGUGCUCAAAAGUUGGGCCUCCACGCGGAGUUGCGCGUUGCAGGUCGCCGCGUGCUGGCGAGGUGGCGAAAGAAGAAUCCAAGAGCUCAAUGUGCAGAAGCAGAGGUGUCGCGGCUAAGCCGGCAGCUUUCUGAGCUGAGUUCCUUGCUUUGGCCCGAACAGUCGCUUUGGGCUGGAAGCUCCACGAGCUCCACCGCCUCGGUGGGUCAGGAGGCCUCCUUUCGUCAACGCCAGGAGAUGUGUCUGAAGCAGCUUACUCGAGCCAUCUCAGAAGCUGAACUGGCUGGAGUGGAGGUGGCUGUGGUGGAGGAAGCUCGACACUCUGCUGAGCGUGUGCAGGAGCAAAGAAAGGCUGAGAGGUCUGCCAACCGGAAGUUGGAGAGCUUGCUUUCGAGUGAUUGCAACCAGGUGAAAGAGAUCUUGGAGCAGAAGAAGUUGAAAAUCUGUGGGGCAGAAGCACGACGUGUCUUGACAGAUGUUGCAGAUCAUUUGGUUCGACAGGCUGAAAAGGAGCAGCAGCAAUCCUGGUUGAUGCAAGAGCUUGCUGCUGCAGGUGAGAAUGGGGAUGCAGCUCAGUUAAGAAAAUUGAUGACGCAAGCUUCAUCCCUGGACUUGUGUGUCCCACCCUCUGUCCUUGCAUUGGUUGAUGAGUUAGAAGCUGGCGACAGCACCAGGCUGGACUUCACCAACUUGACGAGCACAUCAACCGUGCGGAGUCAUGUGGAUGUCUCUGAAAAGCUUGCUGCCAUGCAAGCGAGACAAAGUAAGCUCCUUCGCAGAGCCAUUGAAAAGGCAGAGCAAUAUCCAGAUACCCGAAUUCUGGAUGCGGCUCAAAAGGCAUUGGCCGAAGCAAAGCAGACUCGGGUUCCACUGGAUGACAUUGCAGUUUUUGAGAGGCGGCUCGUUGUUUUGGAGAAUACCCACAGACCACGAUUGAAGGUUGAAGAAGGAUUGCACAAGCUGAUGUCACAAGUCGAAGAGGUCACCAUCGGCGCCGUUGCAGAGAAUGUCUUGAAAGACAUCGUGCAGGUGCAUCAGUUGGCUCGGCUGGUGGCAGAUGGUAUGCGCUUCGGCGUGGAUGAGGAUUUGCUGGAGGAUGCGGAGGAACUCCACGAGCGAUCCGUGGAGUUCCUCCAGCUGCGCCGCAGCGCCGAGGAUGAGCUGCAGGCCGCCUUCGGUCGACGCAUCCGCGAUGCCAGCGACUUGGAGCGCCUCCAUUUGGCGGUGGACGAAUGCAAGCGCGUGGGGCUCAACGUCCACACGGCCGAGCGGCAAGUGCUACGCUUGAAGGAUUUGCAGGUGAACCGCGAAUCCACACAGGCUGAGUUGAUGGAAGCCUCACGAGGCGUGGGCGUCGCGGGGCGCUUGCGCCUGGAAACCGCGGUGCGUGCGGCCAAGAGCGCGGGCGUGUCGGCGGAGCAGCUGCGCGCGGCGAGCCAGAAGCUCCAGGAGCUCCGGGAACACGAGGAGCGCUGCGACGUCUUAGCUGGAGAAGUGCAACGGUCGCUUCCACUGUUGCAGAAACAGCCCUGGCGCUAUCAGCAGCUUUUGGAAAAAGCCAGAGCAUUGAAGCCAUGGACGUCCAAAUUAGAACGGCUCAUUACAGACGGCAAGGAGAUCUUGGAUAAGAGAGAAAAGAGCAAUGCCAGACGCAGGGAGGUGCGAGCCGAGCUCGUGGAACAGCUGAAACGAGUUGAGGAGUGUCGUGCGAGUGGCAAAUCGACUGCAGAGCUCUUGGGGCCGCUCAGAGACCUGUUGGAUGCAGCUGAGACGGCAGGACUGCAGCAUGAGAGCAUCAAGAAGGGGAAAGAGUUCUUGCAACAUGCCAGAAGAGAGGCCUGUCAGCGCAGCGUCGCAGAGCAUCGCCUGCAGCUGGCGUUGAAUGCUCGAGACCAGGGCGAAAUCGAGCGCUCGAUGCGCCAGGUGCGAGCUUUAGGGCAGGUGGGUUUGACGGAUCAUCGUCCUCAUCGCCCUCAUCUCCGAGGCGAGGGGGACUCGGCCGGGCUCAUGGAACAAGCCAGCUCCGUGCUGCAAAGCCUCACCGAGGUCGCUGCCAGGCGACAUGCGGCCGCCGAACGCCUGCAGGAACGCCUCCUCGCCGUGGCGGAUUCCACCGACCAAGCUCUACCAGUCUUGCCAUCCUCAUCGCCCGAUGCCUCUAAGACGACGUGGCGUGACGCGAGUGCUGCCAUUUCAGAGGCCAAGCAUUGUGGCGUGACGCGAACGCUCAUUGAGCAGGCGAAGCUGAAGCUGCGCUUAAAGCAUCGGAAGAGGCAGGAACAAGAGGAGGCAUGCAAAUCCUUGCAGAAGAUCCUGGCCAAAAAGGAGGUCCCCAAGCAAGUCUUAUUGGCAAAGAUUACGAAAGUGCAACGGCUACAAGGUGAACAGGUGCAGCACACGGCUUCGCUGGAACGUGCUUUGGAGGAACAAAAGAAGGACCACAUGGCUGACCUGGAAAGAGCAGUGAAGGAACAGAAGAAGGUUCAUGAGGCUGCCCUGCAAAGAGCCUUGAAGGAGAACGAUGAAAAUCACUGCCGGAGCUUGGAGGAUCAGCAGAUGAAGCACACCGCUGCCCUGGAAAGUGCUUUGGAGGACCACAAGGUGAAGCACACUGCUGCGCUGGAAGGUGCUUUGGAGGAACAAAGGAAGGGCCAUGAGGCUGCGCUGGAAAGGACCUUGAAGGAGCAUCAAGGUCACGCUGCGCAGGAGAGGAACUGCCAGCAGCAACAGCACGUCAGGGAUAUGGAGGUCUUGGAAGAAGAGCUCAAAUCGAAGUUCCAGGCCCUGCUGGAAGCCAAGGAACUGGAGGAGCAGAAGGCCAAAGAGGCCUUGAAGGCUGCCUAUGUCCAGCGCUUGGAGGCUCAGGAACAACAGCAUGUCCAGCAAAUGGAGGAGAUGGAGCGCAAAUGGCAGCGAAGCUUCGACAAGAAGUGUCAGGUGUUGUUGGACUCCAUCAAGGACGCUUCACAGGUCUGGGAGGAGGUGAAGUUGGAUGGAGAGGUCCCGAAGGCAGAGACUGGCGACCGCUUCAUGAACGAAACUUCUUUGUCGCUCUUCCCGGCGGUUUGUGUGAAAGUCGACGGUCCGUCUCUGACCUUGGCAUCGCUGGAUCGUGAGGCGGAUGUUCGCGGUGAAACACAUGCGCGUGCCGCGACAAGCGACGUUGGUGAAUUUCGAGUGAAACGCCUGCCAGCGAGGUUCGGUACCACUGAGAAAUACCCGGACCGGACCUGCUUUCAUUUGCGACAUCGCUUCGAUCACGACCUCCGCUUGGAAUCGCUUCAUUUGCGCGGCUUCCUUCGAUGCUCGGAGCUUCCGUCGCCGAACAGACGCUCCAGCGCGCCACGCGGCACUUCUACGCAAACGGCUUGGACUUGCCCAGCUUUGGACGGGUCUAUGCUGAGGCAGCUCAUGCGGAAGAUGUGUUCGUUCGGAGACAAAGCCUUGGCGCUCCUGGAGACGAACCAAACGAAGAGCUCUCUACGGGGGUCCAACGGGGACGUGGUGCCCUUUGGCUCCGCAGAGAGCUAUGCACAGGGCUUCGAAAAGGUCACAGAUGGAGAUCUCACCAGCCAGUGGAGCUCCCACGCACGGCCGCCGGUCACCACAAGGCCGGCCUGGCGAAUACCUGAGCCCGCUUUCGUGCAGGCGCCACCUGUCGCCUCUGUCGCGACCUGGCGGCUACCUGACUUCAAGGAGAUGCUUGGCGAUUAUCCCGGUGUCCUGCUUGUGGAUCUAGGGGCUCCCUCACAGAUCGAUCACAUGCGGCUCUACAGCGCUGUAGAGGCCGGCGGCUUCGAGACGUUGAAGGUCUACUGCUCCGUGGAUGGUUUGUCCUGGCCACUGGUGCGUGCGGAGAGCAAUCGCUUCCAUUGUAGUCCAGGUGUCAUGAGCCACCAUCAUGGCUGGCCUGAAGAAACGCGCUAUGUUCUCCUGGAGAUGCAAGACCGAUGCUCAGGAGUGCACCGUCCCGGGCGCUUCGCCGUGGCGGAGUGGGAGAUUUGGGGCGCUCCCAGGGUGGAGAUGGUGCCCUUCUUGUGGCGCUCCUGGCCGAAGUGUAUGGAUCUUCAGCCUUGCUUUGCCUACUCGGAGCUAGAGCAAACCAAGCGAAGCUGCCUGGCCGACGACGCCUGCGACGGCUUCUCCUUUUCCUCCGAGCGGAUGAAAGGCGGUAGCGGUAGUGGAUGCUUUAAGACUCGGUGUCGUGGCUAUGAGGAGGUGAACGGCACAGAGCGGCUCGCGCUGCCGCCCGUGCCGCUGGGCCGUGGGAGCUUCGGUUACUGGGCCAAGCGUCGAUGGCCAUGGCCCUUUAUCGGUGCUUAA